Prosopis cineraria is the source of this 1829-nucleotide messenger RNA. Its product is annotated as plant UBX domain-containing protein 10. NCBI's taxonomy places the organism in Eukaryota, Viridiplantae, Streptophyta, Magnoliopsida, Fabales, Fabaceae. Gene Ontology annotation, cellular component: endoplasmic reticulum. Gene Ontology annotation, molecular function: ubiquitin binding. The coding region runs from base 180 to 1595 and encodes 471 amino acids. The record is from RefSeq and is a predicted model, not a curated record. The transcript has 4 exons.
GCAGAGUAAAACCCAGUCGUUAAAAUAAAAGAAACUAUAUUCCUGCGGUGGUAGGGAAAGGCAAACCCCAGAAAUUGGAAUCGGGACUGGACUUGAUUCAUCUUGGAAUUUGCUCUCUCAAAUUCGCACCUGUUCUUGAUUCCUUAAGUGAUCUUGGAUUCAUUCUCAUACCAAACGAUAUGGUUGAUGCAGCCGAUAAAGUGGUGUAUUUCCAAGCGAUCACAGGUCUAGAAGAUCCCGACUUAUGCACUGAGAUUCUCGCUGCCCAUGGCUGGGACCUCGAGCUUGCGAUCUCCUCCUUCACCUCCGGUAAUUCCACCACCCCACGCCCUGAUACUUCCGCCGCCGUCGCCGCCGCCGCCGACGGCGACAUUGAUGCCUCAUCCUCUGUCGGUCGGGCUGAUUCUGUUCACUCCAUGCCACAAUCAGAACCUUCUCCUCCUGGCUUGGCCUGGAAGCUUAUUAAAUUACCGGUUUCUGUAAUUUCGGGUAGUCUAGGUUUGAUUUCUGGCGCGAUCGGUCUCGGCUUCUGGGCUGCCGGUGGUGUGCUUUCCUAUUCUCUUGGCAUGAUAGGGUUGGGUCCCGGUUCCCGUAGGAACGAUCAGUCCUCGGCGCGUUUGAUUCCCGUUUCGGCAGCGGCAUCGGAGGCUAUGGAUUUUGUGGCAGGGUUUGAGAGGGACUACGGCAUCACUCAUCCCAAUUUUGUGAGCGAGGGCUUUAUGGACGCCCUGCAAAGGUCAAGGAAUGCCUUUAAACUUCUGUUUGUUUACUUGCAUUCUCCAGAACAUCCUGAUACGGCUUUAUUCUGUGAGAGGACUCUCUGCUCGGAGGCAUUCGUGGCGUUUGUGAAUGAAAAUUUCGUGUCAUGGGGAGGUAGUAUUCGGAAUAGUGAAGGGUUUAAGAUGAGUAACAGCUUGAAGGCUUCUCGGUUUCCAUUCUGUGCUGUAGUUAUGGCGGCAACAAAUCAGAGGAUUGCACUGCUUCAACAGGUUGAAGGCCCAAAAUCUCCUGAGGAGAUGCUUACGAUACUACAGAGGGUGCUAGAAGAAAGUGCCCCGGUUCUUAUCGCAGGAAGACUUGAGGCAGAAGAAAGACAAAACAAUAUUCGCUUAAGGGAGGAGCAAGAUGCUGCUUAUAGAGCUGCACUUGAAGCUGAUCAAGCCAGGGAAAGGCAAAGGAGAGAAGAACAAGAACGCCUUGAAAGGGAAGCUGCAGAAGCUGAGAGGCUGCGCAAGGAGGAAGAGGAGGCUCAAGAAAGGGCAGCUCGGGAAGCUGCGGAGAAGCAGGCUGCGUUAGCUCAAAUACGUCAGGAAAAAGCCCUGUCGCUUGGUGAAGAGCCUGAGAAAGGACUUAAUGUUACACGGGUUUUGAUUCGCUUUCCAAAUGGUGAACGCAAGGAAAGGAGGUUCCACAGCAACACGACAAUCCAGUCAUUAUAUGACUAUGUUGAUUCGUUGGGUUGUUUAGAAGUCGACGAUUACAGUCUCGUAUCCAAUUUUCCUCGGGUUGUUUAUGGACAAGAAAAGCUUACUGUGUCAUUGGAGGAAGCAGGAUUGCAUCCUCAGGCAAGCCUGUUUGUAGAGCUAAAUUCAUGAGAGGAGGACUCUAUAAAUAAUUUGAAGAGUGCUUGAAGAUGGGGCUUAGAAGUAGGAGAUUCUCAGGUGUUGAAACUUUUUAGUUAUAAAAAAUCAACUUGAGAAGCACUUAUAAUUUAAAAUAUAUUGUUGCUGCUUCCAUGUGUAACUUCAACUUAUCUUAUUUCUCAUUUAUCAAGCAUAGAGCCUUUCAAAAAGAGGAUUUAGAUUGAUAAUAAUAUAAUUUUGCAUUCA